AUGCACCAUGCCUUCCACAGACUGAGCUGGUGGUGGAUAGCUCUUUGCACUGGUUACACACAAACGGUUGGAAACUGUGUAUCUGCUGAGCUGUUAUCGACACCACUGUACCUACAGUUUUGUAAUGAGAAGAACUACUUGAAGCAUAAGCUGAAGUCUUCGCAAAGGGAUAAGGUUCGGCAGUUCAUGUCCUUUACCCAGGCUGGGGAGAAGACAGCUGUGUACUGCCUAACACAAAAUGAUUGGAAACUAGAGGUUGCCACCGACAACUAUUUUCAAAAUCCAGACCUAUACUGCAAGGAAUCUAUGAAAACAUCUGUAGACCGCAAAAAGCUGGAGCAGCUUUAUAAUCGCUACAAAGAUCCCCUGGAUGAAAAUAAGAUUGGUAUAGAUGGAAUUCAACAGUUUUGCGAUGACUUGUCAUUGGAUCCCACAAGCAUCACUGUACUUGUUGUUGCCUGGAAGUUCCGUGCUGCCACUCAGUGUGAAUUUACCAAAAAGGAAUUUAUAGAUGGCAUGACUGAACUAGGAUGUGAUAGCCCUGAGAAGUUGAAGGCGCUUUUGCCAAGAUUAGAACAAGAACUAAAAGAUAGUGGAAAAUUUAAGGAUUUCUACCAGUUUACCUUUAAUUUUGCCAAGAAUCCAGGACAAAAAGGACUUGAUUUGGAGAUGGCUGUAGCUUACUGGAAGCUUGUUCUUUCAGAACGAUUUAAAUUCCUUGACCUUUGGAAUAAAUUUCUAUUGGAACACCAUAAAAGAUCCAUCCCAAAAGACACAUGGAAUCUAUUGUUGGACUUUGGAAACAUGAUUGCAGAUGACAUGUCCAACUAUGAUGAAGAAGGAGCGUGGCCUGUUCUUAUAGACGAUUUUGUGGAAUUUGCACGACCUAUCGUAACAGGAUCAAAACGCAAAACACUCUAA
Knipowitschia caucasica is the source of this 921-nucleotide messenger RNA. Lineage: Eukaryota; Metazoa; Chordata; Actinopteri; Gobiiformes; Gobiidae. The record is from the annotation of a GenBank genome assembly.